UGCCUCGCGGGAACGCGCUUCCCUCACAUACACACUCUCUGAACGCAACAGCUGCAUAGUGAGUGAUUUGCAAACAUUGAAAGCAAGGCAUUUCGUCCGGCUAACAAUUGGCUAACUCAGCUAAUCAGAUUUCCAGUGAGAAGGACAACCAGCGACCGUUUAACAUCCCAUAAACGUUGUUCGUUACUAUAGCGAUUGUUAGCACAGAAUAAAAGUACCUGACGAACUCUGAAUAUAAUGGUAGGUAUGGAGGGUUUUGCCUGUCAGGACAAUUUCUCCGUGUGAAUCAUAAAAAACAACUGAUGGAGUUUAAGCCCAAGCACCUGGCAGGAGCCAACUUCUUUAUGCAGAAGGAUGGAUCAUAGGCGUUUACUGAACGUCAGUGAAAAUAUACUCAUCUGAUGUUCAAUAAAAACCAUUUGGUUCAAAUUCCAUGGAAGGCCCGAGAAUAUUUAUUGGACGUGUCCUCUAUCAGCAUUUCAGAUGAGUGACUCAUACAUCAGAUAACAUUCAACAUAUUUUCUUAAAUAUCUCAUAAACUUAACUUUAUUUAUAUAAAUAAACAUGCCUACCCACUCACUGAUCUCGUAUGUGGAAAGUCCUGAUGGAUUAGGCCAUGACCUCCUUAGCCACAGCAGCGCCAGCAUGCCCGGUGCUGGAUCUAGCAUGACGCCACACGGCAUCUUACCGGAUAAACCUAGCGGUAGCCUACCUCUAGACUGCAUGUUUUGUGAGGAGACCUUCACUCACCACGAUGACCUCGGACCACACCUUCUCUCCCAGCAUCCCACGACGUUCCACGCUCCCGCUGUGCUGCGCGUGGAAGCGGAGUUCCUCACUCCUAGCGACAGGGCUCGUUCCAAGACCUGUCCGAUCGUGGAAAAGACCGAGGAGAUCGGUUGCGUCGUGUGCGGUCAGGCGAUUGCAGAUGCGGCAGAGUUGGAAACUCACAUGAGAAAGCAUAAAGACUCCUUCACCUAUUGUUGUGGCCUCUGUGGACGUCGUUUCAAAGAACCAUGGUUCCUCAAGAACCACAUGAGAACCCACGGUGGAAAGGCUGGGUCGAAAAACAAAAACCAGGAGUCGGAGACUCCAUCCACUAUUAAUGACGUCAUCCAAGACCGCCCCCCAUCACCCGUAGUUACGCCUUACAAAAUGUGCAUGGUGUGCGGUUUCUUAUUCCUCAACAAAGAAGCUCUGGCCGAGCACAGUAAAGUUCACAAUCGCGAACUGGAGGCGGAUGAGAGCAUAUCCGCAGACAGACAGCCUGCUGAGGAGCAACCUGUAUCUCAGGAGGCUUUUUUGCAAACCCUAAAGUUGCAUCCUUCCGGGGGAUUCAAUUCAGAACGGAGUCACCCAUCCGGACGCUGGAUAGCACAGCUCGAUCCUUUCAACACCUACCAGGCCUGGCAGUUGGCCACCAGAGGCAAGAUAGCAGCCGGUCCGAACGUGGCUAAGGAGCUCAACGCGGACUCCAACUCUGAAAAUGAGGACUCCGGUUCGGAGAAGGAGGAACUGGGGGCCAUUUGGGCUUCGAACGGAGAUAAACCCGUCAGGCGAGGUCUGAGAAGUGAACUCAAACCUACUGCCGAGACCCCGUCCCCAACACCAGACCAAAAGAGUCUGAUUCGUAAAGACAAGCCGACGAACUGCGAAGAGUGCGGCAAGAUCUUCCGGACGUACCAUCAGCUGGUUCUCCACUCCAGGAUCCAUAAGAAGGAGAGGGGGGGAGCGGAGAGCCCAACUACACCUGUAGAUGGAAGAGCAUUGAGCGUGGGCUCCUGUAGCAGUUCAUCUCUUGAUCGAGCAGAGGAGUAUUCAGAGGACGGCUCUGAGGAAGGACUGCAAGUCGAUGCCUUUAAUCCAGAUAAAAGUGAAGAUGGGUCUGGUAAAAUGAAGCUGAAAAUUCUUGCUCCAAGAAAAUGCGGUUACUGUGGCAAGACUUUCCGCUCGAACUAUUACCUCAAUAUUCAUCUCAGGACACAUACUGGUGAAAAACCAUACAAAUGUGAAUAUUGCGAUUACGCUGCAGCACAGAAGACCUCUUUGAGAUACCAUCUGGACAGACGUCACAAGGACAAGCCCUUCACCGAGAUCCCAAACAUUCCUGCUAAAAAUCCCAUCAAGGCCGCCGAAUCUCCCAAGAACGUAGAUGACAAACCAGUCUUAAAACCAAACAAACAGUGGCUCGUUCCCAAACCUCUUGCACGUAGUGUUAAACUUGAAUCUGCCAUUAGCCAGCAAGUUAUUACCGUCGCAAGUCCUGCUUUUCAAGUCAAGCAAGAGUAUGCAAGUUCUCCUGCCAUAGCCCCCUAUACCCCAUCCAGUGAGGGCAACCAAAAAUGCCCUUUACCUGUAAACCUAAAGAUGGAGGAAAGCGCAGAGGCUCCACUCAAUCUCUCUCUCAAAGCGUCUUUCUCUGUAUCUGCUACCUCAGUCCCCCGAAACCUGUUACUGACCAAUACAUGUACCUCUUGCUCUUACGAGACCCUCUACCCUGAGGUGCUCCUGAUGCAUAAAAAGCUCGUCCACAAGUUGGACGUUAGAAAGAACGGAUAUAGACCUCAAAAACAGAAACGGUACACCGGCUGCCCCCCGGCUCUCGAAGGCAAAGACGUCACUCCUUUGCCUCAGUUCAACAGGAAGCAUCCUCGUCGGACCAAAUCUCCAUACCACCAGCAGGAGAAACCCCCCGAGAAGACUCUCAAACAUCUUCACAUGCCUAAGAUCUCUCCCGCAAAGGAACGCUGGAAGGAUCAACACAAGGAAGGGCAAAGGAGCAGAGACUCGGACCCACCUUCCGGCAUGUCAUCCAGGAUCUCGGAUCACAUUGUGGAUCCCAAUAGAAAAUUGGUCAUUGACAGAGAGAUCCCCAAACCGAGGCCCAACCUAGACCACGAGGCGGCUGGUCAGAGGGGUAAAAACGGCAUGGUGUGGUCCACCGACCCGAGCAAACUUUACCUGUCAGACCGUUUUCGAAACUUGACGCAAAUGGACGUCGGAGAACCCUCCAGCAAGAGACACAAAUCUUUCGAGCCAUCGCACAUCAUGUCCGGACGGCUCGUCGAGGAUUUCAACCGACUCGUGCCCUCUGGUAGAAAUGUGAAAGCAUCACUGCAGUCUAACUCGCCCCUAGCUCCUGCAAAAGUCACAUCCACGCCCGCUACCAACAGCGUGCCAACCGACUGGAACGUCAUCAACCUACUCCGCUCCUACACGCCCAACAGCCUGACUUCACUGUACCACCCCACUGCUGCGAGUUCAAGCCAUGCUGUCAUGUCUUCACCGGUCUCUGGGAGCAGGUCCGUGAUCUACCCUCAUUACUCGCCCGUCAUGAAUCAGAGGAGAAUCCAGACCAGUCCUAUGAGCAACGAACGCCGUGGACCUUCGGAGAAGAGCUCAUAGAAAUAACCGCGGUAAAUGUCCGAUCUCAUUUCGAAGGCCACGUGCUGCGAUCAUCACCGCUUAUGUGAUUCAUCUCUUUCCGCAGACUUGUAACAAGCUGAGAAAAUGAUAGCGCCAUCACCAAUGCCCUGGGGGAAGGUUUAAGGGAUUUGAUGUUGCUCCAGGUGUGAUUCAUACACUAACAGACACGGUACUGCGGGAUACGGGCAACGGCCUCUGCUUCGGACCUCUCAGGCUCGAGCGCCGUUUCGAUUCAAUUUGCAUUCCAUUACGGCAACGAUUGCACCCGCGGUGCACUUAAAACACACACUCACUCUUGUUUACCGUGUACGCCGGUUGACUUGCGAAUCCGUUUCGGGUCAGCGGGUCGUAAUUGCUUAUAUACUAAUGAAGCCACGAAGCGUGCAAGUGCCUGUAUGUACUUUUAUUAAAAGCCCGAAUGGCUGUAUUAAGUGGACGCCACUGACCAAAUAAACAAGGGGGCGGUGUUGUGUUUCGCUCCUCUAAUUGCGUGAUAUUGUUUAUAUUGUUAAUGUUUAACAUCUUUUUUACACCCUACAGGUCAACUUUAUGCUAUGCAGAGAACGGUAACCUUUGUUGUUGUUGUUAUUCAAAUCUUGUUUUGUAUAAAUUUAGCUGCUGCGUUGCUGUCUCUCAUCGGAGACUCCAGAAGCAAUGGUGACGUACUGUGUACUGUUGUGUAGGUACAUUAAAUAUAAAGAAAUGCAGGGACUGCAUGGAAACUUUUCACUGUGAUGACAAAGACAUUGAAUGAAAUCCUCAGGAUGGACAUUUAACUGUGAUAUUGCUCUGAUGUGGCCGAACAGUUCUGCCAAAUGUGUUAAUUUUCAUUUUUUUUUUACUUAAUAAUCAAGGAUGUGUAUUUAUUGUUUUGCAUCAAUGGGUCAUCAUUUUGUGUGUGCGCGCGCGCGUGUGUUUGGUUCUCUACCGGAGCCUCUGUGUUAUGUUGGCAGAUGCAUGUCAUGGUUUUUCUGUUACUGUCCACGUGCUACAUACUAACUUCCUGGAAGAUGUGUGGCAACCAGAGAGUUAAAUUAUUUUGUAUUAUUUAAGGGGUUUUUCAUUGUGAAGAAGCAUUUGAUCGUGAACAUGUGUUUCCCCUCCUUUUACUGUUAAACUAUUAACUCUGGUUAGUCUGAGUGAAUUGAUGGCUGUCAAUGUCGUUCAAGUCAAAUCCCAAUGCUGCUUUAUGGUGUCGUACCUUCUCUCGUUCUGGUUUAUCUCGGCCCCGUCUCGUGAAAUGUUUCAACACUGAAUUGGGUUUGCGCAAGUAGUUCGGUUUAAAGUGGAGCGACAGCCGCAUGUACAUAUUUGUUUGUUAGCUCAUUUUUUUUCUUCUUGGGGUGUCUUUGGUAUUUUAAUUAUUUUUUCUUUUGCACUUUCACUAACAAUUUUUCUGUUGUUCGUUUUGCUGCAUUAGGUUCUGUCUUUCACAAGCAUGCAAAAAUGAAGCCAAAAUGUAUCCUUCCUCUCUUGUCCAUGUUUCGGUAUGAACGCUGUUAUUUUGGCCUUUAACAGAACGUGAAAUGUGGAUUUCCAGACCUGUGACGGCUGUAUUUCAGGACUCUGGCCCGUUCUAGUGGCAGAAUAAAGCAAUUGUGUACAUUGGAAUGAACGUCAAGUUAUUUGUCUGAUUUCAGUUUCAUCAGAUUGAUCGAGUAGAUAAAAUUUGCCUUUGUGCAAGGUCAUUUUUUGUUUUAUUUUCAUCUAAAAGU
Messenger RNA from Paramisgurnus dabryanus, 5141 nucleotides. RefSeq names its product zinc finger protein 217 (gene znf217). Gene Ontology annotation, molecular function: DNA-binding transcription factor activity, RNA polymerase II-specific; RNA polymerase II cis-regulatory region sequence-specific DNA binding. The record is from RefSeq and is a predicted model, not a curated record. Gene Ontology annotation, cellular component: nucleus. Gene Ontology annotation, biological process: regulation of DNA-templated transcription. Lineage: Eukaryota; Metazoa; Chordata; Actinopteri; Cypriniformes; Cobitidae.